Messenger RNA from Musca domestica (house fly), 1933 nucleotides. RefSeq names its product insulin-like growth factor-binding protein complex acid labile subunit. The transcript has a single exon. The coding region runs from base 65 to 1750 and encodes 561 amino acids. The record is from RefSeq and is a predicted model, not a curated record. NCBI's taxonomy places the organism in Eukaryota, Metazoa, Arthropoda, Insecta, Diptera, Muscidae. Gene Ontology annotation, molecular function: protein binding.
AAAUUCUUGUUUUAGUUGCAAAAGAAAAACGGACGGAUUCAAACUUGUUGCGGUUAAAAUUAUAAUGCGUUUAAGGCGAGCAGUUGCAUUGCUGCUCUUGGUGUUGCCAUCCUUUUGCCUGGCCGAGGAUGUGGUGUUGAAGUGUGACGAGUACAAUGAUAAAAUCGGUGGCAUGGAAAAGUUCUGUACCGUGUCGGGGUUUCAGGUUACGCAUUCGCAAAAUAUCAAAAUAACACCAUAUUAUCGGGCGAAUCAAACCAAUUUUAUGAAAUUCUACAAUUCGGUGCUGUUGGAUAUUCCGGCCAAGCUGUUCGAUGUGUUUAGCAGUUUGAAGAACUUGGAUGUUUCGCAUACCGAAAUUGGGGAUUUGUCGCGUAAUACCUUCACCUCGGCCAGCAUGCUGAACACCCUGAAUUUAAGUUAUAAUUUAAUAGAGAAAAUUAACACAUCGGUGUUUGUGGGGGCCCAUAAUUUGAUGCGUCUUGAUCUGAGCCACAAUAGGAUACAUACCCUGGGGUCGUUGGCUUUUCGGGGGCUGGGAAAUAUGAAUAAGGUGAUAUUGUCGCAUAAUGCCUUGACCUCAAUACCCACGGAUCUAUUUUUGGAUAAUGCCUAUAUGGAUGCUGUGUAUUUGGAUUACAACCAAUUGGAAGAGCUAAAGGCAGAGGUGUUCCAUGGCCUGCGCCACAUCAGAGAAUUAAAUGUGGCCCAUAACCGCCUGAAGCAGUUCGAUCCUCAGAUAUUUCAAAAUUCCUAUGGACCUGAAAUGUUGAUAUUGGCCUUCAAUGAAUUGACGGAUUUCCAGUUGACGAACAAAACAAUUACAAAACGUUUGGAUUUGGAUUCAAAUCGUUUGAGUCGAUUGUCAGUUAAUGGCACCUCCUAUAUAUCGGCCAACAACAAUUCCAUAACUCAGGUGGAGGUAUGGAAUGGCCAGGAUGUCAAUACGUUGCUUUUGAAACAGAACCAGCUAAAGGAUAUCAACAGCAUUGUUUCGCUAACCCAACUAAUCGAACUGGAUAUCUCCUAUAAUCCGGUGGGAAAUCCCAAUAUUUCCACUUUUCAAAAUCUGAAACAUCUCACCAUGCUCAACUUGAGAGCGACGGGAAUUUCAAAACUUGCCUUUGGUAUGUUUGCCAAACUCGGUAAUUUAGAAUCACUGGACUUGGCCUACAACAAUUUGACGGAAUUGAAUUUGGAUAUGUUUGUACCGGCCAAUGACAAGUUGCGUUCAUUUUUUGUGGAUGCCAAUAACUUGACGGAAAUCCAUGGAAAAUACAGCUUUGCCAAGGCCUUUCCUUCCCUUAUGGAAUUGGGCAUAUCCAGGAAUCGCUUCAAUUGUAGCUACUUGCAUUGGCUGUUGAUUAAGCCCCAAUUGGGUGAUUUUACAAAGCUGCACAUUGAACACGAUGACAGUCCCCAAGAACAGACCCACAUACGUGAUGUCACCUGCCUGUCGAACAAAAACGAGGAACUACUCAAAGCCGAACACGACUUGGCCGAUUCCAAACAUUUUCAAAAUUCCAUGAAACAAUCCCUGGAUGCGAUGAGUGAACAUGCCAAACAAAUGCAAACAUAUCUAUUGGUACUCUCCGCGAUUCUCUCACUGCUGGUAAUUUUGGUUGGGUCGGUGUGUAUCCUGGGUGGCAUCCACUAUUGGCGUGUCCAGCGGGCCAAAUAUUUUCAACGUCGUGGUGGUGUCAUUGUCUUUAAUUCCAAUGCCACCGUUAAUACCCAUGUGGAACAAUAAUAGUAGCCAUAUUCGUGCGGCUCUCUCUCUUCAAGGAUAACAUAACUUAACAAGGAUAACACAUCGGAUAAUCGUCGAGAAUAAUUUAAAUAUAUAUGUAAUUUAAUUAAUAAUUGCCGUACAUCACUAAUUGGAUUAAAACGUGAAAUUGGAGUGUAAUUAUUUUGCAUGCGAAAUGGUAAA